CUUUUAUCAUUAUUCUCUACAUGGUUCACACUCCAUACAAAGAGUAAGCACGUCUUCGGUCUUGCUUCAUUUUCAUUUGUGUUUACUCUAGAGUCGUUUAAUUUGCACUCAACUCGUUGUACAAAAUGUCCGGUAAAGAAGAACCUCCCAAAAGGCUUCCGGCAGUGCCGGAGUCUGUGCUCAAGAGGCGCAAAGCACGUACGGCUUUCAAACUCAAGCAAUUGAAGAAAGCUAUCGAAGAGCGUAAAGAGCGUGUUAAAAAGACCAAGAAAUAUUUUAAACGUGCUGAAGCUUAUGUUAAGGAAUUCCGUAUGAAAGAAAGAGAUGAAAUACGUUUAGCUAGGAAUGCAAAGAAAGCUGGAGAUUUUUACAUUCCUCCUGAACCAAAAUUGGCAUUUAUUAUGCGUAUUCGUGGUGUGAACCAAGUUGCACCUAAAGUUAAAAAAGUAUUACAAUUGUUCAGAUUACGCCAGAUUAACAAUGGAAUCUUCAUCAAGCUAAAUAAAGCUACAUUGAAUAUGUUAAGAAUUUGUGAGCCAUAUGUGACUUGGGGAUAUCCAAACUUAAAGAGUGUACGUGAACUUGUAUACAAACGUGGAUUUGCCAAAUUGAACGGUCAGCGUAUUCCAAUCACCAACAAUGAGAUGAUUGAAAAAAAAUUGGGCAAAUAUGGUAUCAUUUGUACUGAAGAUUUGGUUCAUUGUAUUUACAGAGCUGAUCGUCGUUUUAAAUAUGCAAUGAAUUUCCUUUGGCCUUUUAAAUUAAACACUCCAACCGGUGGCUGGCGUAAGAAGACUAACCAUUAUGUUGAAGGUGGAGAUUUUGGAAACCGCGAAGACACCAUUAACAAACUGUUAAGAAAAAUGGUUUAAUUAAAUAAAUGUUAUAUACAAAA
This is a messenger RNA of Adelges cooleyi (spruce gall adelgid), 895 nucleotides long. RefSeq names its product 60S ribosomal protein L7 (gene RpL7). The transcript is spliced from 6 exons. NCBI's taxonomy places the organism in Eukaryota, Metazoa, Arthropoda, Insecta, Hemiptera, Adelgidae. Bases 126 to 872 code for a protein of 248 amino acids. The record is from RefSeq and is a predicted model, not a curated record. Gene Ontology annotation, biological process: maturation of LSU-rRNA from tricistronic rRNA transcript (SSU-rRNA, 5.8S rRNA, LSU-rRNA). Gene Ontology annotation, cellular component: cytosolic large ribosomal subunit. Gene Ontology annotation, molecular function: RNA binding; structural constituent of ribosome.